AUGACGUACGUGGCGUGGAAGCUGAGCGGCCUGCCGUGCCACCGGGUGAUCGGCACGGGGUGCGCGCUGGACUCGGCGCGGUUCCGCUUCUUCAUCGGCGAUCGGCUCAACGUGCGGCCCAGCAACGUGCACUCGUGGGUGAUCGGGGAGCACGGCGACAGCAGCGUGCCCGUGUGGUCGGGCGUGGACGUGGCGGGCUUGCGGCUUCGGGAGAUAAACCCCGACGUGGGCACCGAGGACGACAAGGAGAAGUUUUCCGAGUUGCACACGAAGGUUGUCCGCAGUGCGUAUGAUGUGAUCCAGCUGAAGGGCUAUACGUCGUGGGCCAUCGGCCUGACAGGGGCCUCUGUCACGCGCUCCUUCCUGCGCAACACAGGAGAAAUCAACGCCGUCUCCAUCUUCGCCAAGGGGUACUUCGGCAUCGACAAGGACGUGUACCUGUCGCUGCCGUGCGUGCUGGGGCGGGGCGGCGUGUCGCACGUACUGCGCAUGCGCCUCACGGAGGAGGAGGCGUGCCGCCUGCGCAAGUCAGCCGACGUUAUCCACGAGGUGGUGUGCAGCGUCAAACUUUGAACACCGUCUGUGGAAUAUGCUACGAAUGGAUUUUAUGUGUGUAUAGGUUCUUGAAAAACCCUUGUGGC
Messenger RNA from Gryllus bimaculatus (two-spotted cricket), 641 nucleotides. Lineage: Eukaryota; Metazoa; Arthropoda; Insecta; Orthoptera; Gryllidae. The record is from the annotation of a GenBank genome assembly.